AUGGACAAAAUUCAAAUCCACACGAUUUUCUUGUUCCAGUUCAAACUAGGCCGAAAAGCUGCCGAGACAGCCCUUUCUUCGUUAUCUAUCUAUCUAUCUAUCUCAGUCUAUUUCUUUUUUUCUAUCUAUCUAUCUAUCUAUCUAUCUAUCUAUCUAUCUAUCUAUCUGUGUUUCUUCGUUAUCUAUCUAUCUAUCUAUCUAUCUAUCUAUCUAUCUAUCUGUGUUUCUUCGUUAUCUAUCUAUCUAUCUAUCUAUCUAUCUAUCUGUGUUUCUUCGUUAUCUAUCUAUCUAUCUAUCUAUUUAUCUAUCUAUCUAUCUAUCUAUCUAUCUAUCUAUCUAUCUAUCUGUGUUUCUUCGUUAUCUAUCUAUCUAUCUAUCUAUCUAUCUAUCUAUCUAUCUAUCUAUCUAUCUGUUUCCUCUGGUAUCUAUCGAUCUAUCUAUCUAUGUCUGUCUGCUCAUAUCUAUCUAUCUAUCUAUCUAUCUAUCUAUCUAUCUAUCUAUCUAUCUAUCUCAUUCUGCUCAUAUCUGUCUAUCUAUCUAUAUCUCUAUCUAUCAAUUCGUAUAUGUAUCAGUCUGUUCAUAUCUAUCUAUCUAUCUAUCUAUCUAUCUCAUUCUGCUCAUAUCUGUCUAUCUAUCUAUAUCUCUAUCUAUCAAUUCGUAUAUGUAUCAGUCUGUUCAUAUCUAUCUAUCUAUCUAUCUAUCUAUCUAUCUAUCUAUCUAUCUAUCUAUCUAUCUCUAUUUUUCUUUCUUUCUUUCUUUCUUUCUUUCUUUCUUUAUUUAUUUAUUUAUUUAUUUUUCUUCCUUCAUUUUUCUUUCUUUAUUUCGUUCUUUCUUUCUAUAUUUUUAUUCUUUCUUUCUUUUUCUUUCUUUCUUUCUAUAUUUUAUUUCAGUCUUCUUCCUUUAUUUUUCUUUCUUUCUUCAUUUAUUUAUUUUUAUUCCUGUCGUCUUUCUUUUUCUUCCUUCAUUUUUCUUUCUUUAAUUCGUUCUUUCUUCUUUAUGUUUUCUUUCGUUCUUUCUUUCGUUCUUUCUUUCUUUCUUUCUUUCUUUGUAUAUUUUUAUUCCGUUCCACUUUCUUUGUUUUUCUUUUUUCUUUCUUUCUUUCUUUCUUUAUUUCUUUCUUUCUUUCUUUAUUUUUUAUUCCUGUCCUCUUUCUUUUUCUUCCUUCAUUUAUCUUUCUUUUUUGUUCUUUCUUUCUUUCUUUCUUUCUUUCUUUCUUUCUUUGUAUAUUUUUUAUUCCGUUCCACUUUCUUUGUUUUUCUUUUUUCUUUCUUUCUUCCUUUCUUUCUUUCUUUCUUUCUUUCUUUCUUUAUUUAUUUUUAUUCCUGUCCUCUUUCUUUUUCUUCCUUCAUUUUUCUUUCUUUUUUGUUCUUUCUUUCUUUCUUUCUUUCUUUAUUUAUUUAUUUAUUUAUUUAUUUAUUUUUUAUUCCCGUCAACUUUCUUUGUUUUUCUUCUUUUCUCCGUUUCUUUCUUUCUUUCUUUCUUUCUUUCUUUCUUUCUUUCUUUCUUUCUUUCAGACUUUUUCACAUUUUUAAACAUUUGACAUUUUUCUUUCUUUCUUUCUCUUCUCGUUCUUCCUUAAAUAGAUUUGCCUUUCUUUCUUUUUUUCUUUCUUUGAUUCACAUUUUUAGACGUUUUGAGUUUCUUUCCUUCUUUCUUUAUUUCUGUUUCUUUCUUUUAUCAAUUCACAUUUUUAUUCAUUUUUAUCUUCUUUCUUUUUUCUUUCUUUAUUCCUUUGUUUCUUUCUUCUAUUGCUUCACAUUUUUAGAUUUUCAUUUUUUAUUUCUAUUUUUCUUUCUUUUAUCAAUUCAUAUUUUAUUCUUUUUGAUUUUCUUUUUUUUCUUUCUUCGAUUCACAUUUCUAAUUUCUUUCUUUCUUUCUAUGUUUUCUUCAUUUGGCAAUUCACAUUUUUAUUCAUUAUGA
Acanthosepion pharaonis is the source of this 1920-nucleotide messenger RNA. The record is from the annotation of a GenBank genome assembly. Lineage: Eukaryota; Metazoa; Mollusca; Cephalopoda; Sepiida; Sepiidae.